AUGGUAGAGUCCCAAUUGGCUCAAUUGGCCGAAAGGUCGGGAACCACCAAUGAUGAUCCAAAGAAGAGGGUUAGUGAUGAGAAGAGAAGUGAGAAAGAGGUGGUUGAGGAUAGGGAUAUUCAGAUGGAAAAGGGCAUUGAGAAAAACAAGCUUAGCGAAAAGAAGACACCUUUACCCCCUAGUGAUGCUAGGAAUCUGGAUAGACUGGUGGCCUAUCUCAGUAGGCUAGUGGAAAGGAAGUUAAAUGAGAAGUUUGUGAAGUUUAUAAGGGUGAUGAAGGGUCUACACAUCAAUAUUUUCUUCCUUGAGGCAAUCACACAAAUUCCUUUCUAUGCAAAGUUUCUCAAAGGAAUUCUUUCCAACAAAAAGAAGACCGGUGAAGAUCUCGUGACUCUUCUUUUUCAGGUUAGUGCUCUAGUGCAACAUAAGAUGCCAAAGGAGCAACAAGAUCUCUGGAGCUUUACUUUGCCGGGUAAUAUUGGGAAUUCGGAAGCAAAGGGUGCCUUGGCAGAUGCUAGUGUCAGUUUGAUUCCAUUUUCCAUUGCUCAACAACUCAACAUUGAAUUGAUCCAUACAAGGAAGAAAAUUCAACUUGUCGACCGAUCUUUAAAGUUGCCAUGCGGAGAGCUUAAGGAUGUUCCCAUUCAAGUGGGACAUAUCUAUGUUCCUUGUGAUCUUAAAUGUCAUGGACAUGGAGGAAGAUGA
Messenger RNA from Chenopodium quinoa (quinoa), 705 nucleotides. RefSeq lists its product as uncharacterized. The coding region runs from base 1 to 705 and encodes 234 amino acids. NCBI's taxonomy places the organism in Eukaryota, Viridiplantae, Streptophyta, Magnoliopsida, Caryophyllales, Amaranthaceae. The transcript has 2 exons. The record is from RefSeq and is a predicted model, not a curated record.